Messenger RNA from Aspergillus novofumigatus IBT 16806, 1531 nucleotides. Its product is annotated as NAD-dependent epimerase/dehydratase family protein. Bases 245 to 1309 code for a protein of 354 amino acids. NCBI's taxonomy places the organism in Eukaryota, Fungi, Ascomycota, Eurotiomycetes, Eurotiales, Aspergillaceae. The record is from RefSeq and is a predicted model, not a curated record. The transcript has 7 exons.
GAAAGAAGCUUCGCGAAAUAGCUUCAACUUGCCUGAUUGAGACAGAUCUGAGGAAGGUCCAAGCAGCGAUUUCUAAUCCGGAGAGUUUCGAUCCACGACGUCACAACUCGGCGGAAUUACUAAUGGACGUCCGCCGCUGCAACUCUGCGACAGAAUAUAAAAUGGGUGUCAUGAAGUAGACGAAAUAGACGAACUAACAGACAGACUCGUUUGAGAUUGAAGCCUGUACGUUCUGGUAGUAGUCAUGGCGUCUCCCACUACAGCGAAGAGCGUUCUGAUUGUCGGUGCGACUGGAUACAUUGGAGGUUCAAUCCUCACUGAACUCUUGCAAUCCCCAGAGGCGUCUGAAUUGAGCAUCUCAGCCUUGAUCCGUCGACCAGAACAGGCGGCCCGACUCCAGUCUCUCGGGGUGAAGCCUCUGGAAUUCAAAGGACUGGAUGACCUUGACGCGUGUAGAGACGCUGCUUCCCAGCAUGAUGUGGUCAUCAAUGCCGCAUCUGCCUCCCAUGAUAGCUCUGCCAAAGCCUUGAUAGAAGGGUUGAGCCAGAGGCAGAAAGCUACUGGCAAAGAUACGUACAUGAUCCAUACCUCUGGCACGUCAAUCCUGGGAGACCAUCCCUAUACCGGUACGCCGCAGAAUCAGAAGAUCUGGUCGGACGAGAAGGACGACGUCUACGCAAUGGAAAAGGACCACCCCGAGCGCUACGGGCAACGGGUCACCGAUGUCACGGUGGUUGAGACGGGAUUGAGGCUUGGCGUCAAGACGUAUAUCGUCGUCCCUCCCACUAUCUAUGGCAAAGGAUCCGGUCCAUUUGCGACUCUAAGUCAACAGGUGCCCAAUCUUGCGCGCCUUGCCCGAAAGCGAGGCCAUGCUGCUGUCAUCGAAAGUGGAGCUGGGAUCUGGAACCAUGUCCAUAUCUUGGAUCUGGCCAACUUCUAUCUCCUUCUCUUCCGGGCUGUGCGAGAGCAACCGAACUGGCUUCCAUCGGGCCCCAAGGCCAUCUUCUUCGUCGAGAGUGGAGAGCAUACAUGGUUACAGGUUAGCCAGGGUAUUGCUGAUGCUCUUCACAAGCAGGGAUUCGUAGACAAUAGCAACGUCGAGUCGAUCAGUAUGGAGGAAGCAGCUGCAGAAAUCACUAGGGGCAAUGAGAGUCUCGUGGAAAUCACUCUUGCAUCCAAUUCCCGGGCAAGAGCCGAUUUCGCUCGCAAUCGGCUGGGCUGGGAGACGUCCAGGGGCAAUGAAGAUUUUCUGAAUCACUUUGGUGGGGAGAUUGAAGCCAUGAGAGAAGAGCUCCAGGCGUCCAAGUAGUGAUCGGAUUAUCUACAGCUGUUCGUUUUUAUUCUCCCGGACCGGGUGUACAACGAAACGAAGCCUUUGUUCCUACGAUACUUGCCAGGGAUUGACAAGUACACAGGUAGAGGUCUUUCACUGUUCAAAACAUUGGAUCACUCAUUCCUUAUACUUCCAAAAAUGAAGCACCAUUGCAGAUGACUUCAGUAUAGUGCCUCAAUUCCAAAGACAGGUUUCCAG